Botrytis byssoidea is the source of this 501-nucleotide messenger RNA. RefSeq lists its product as uncharacterized. NCBI's taxonomy places the organism in Eukaryota, Fungi, Ascomycota, Leotiomycetes, Helotiales, Sclerotiniaceae. The record is from RefSeq and is a predicted model, not a curated record. The transcript is spliced from 2 exons. The coding region runs from base 1 to 501 and encodes 166 amino acids.
AUGCUUGAUCUUCUAAGCAGGAUCAACAUCACAACAUUCUGUUUCGGGAUACGGCCUCCACCUGCUUUCGGAUCAAUAGUUGAAGGAUCUCGAUAUGUCUACCUGAAAUCAUCUGACAUGCAAGGUCAAUCACAAACAGUUCCCUUGCUUUACGGGCACCGUAUCAUUGCCAAAGCAUCAUCUCGCGGCCAAGAAUGCUUGUCUAGUGCGCAUGCAAUCAGACGAGUCAACAAUGCCUUGCUCACGACUAUAGAUUACGAGAUUGAGCUAGGAACGAAUGCAGCUCUAUAUCGACCUGGAAGAAUCAGAGGCGGAAACUUGCAUUGCCGUAAACUGGCCGUAGAGGUUUUGAUGUUCAUUUCAUUGAUUCUGCUUACAGUAACAUUGGAAGGCAAUGGCGAGAUUCUGUCUUUGAUGCCAUUCUUGCCCUCGGCUUUCGAAUUCCGUCUCAUAGCCUUGAAUUACUCUCGAUCAAGCGACCUGCGAGAGGAGGGCAUCUAA